AUGUCAGAAGAAAAAGAGUAUAAAUCCGUCACGGUGGACAAGCCAAUACCCACCACGUUUGAUUUGGGAAAUUUAGCAACUUUUGAUCCUAAUCCGUUAGACAAUAGUAAGUUAAAGAAUGAAAAUGAAAGAGAAGCAUACUUGACAGCCACCACAAGAGAUAAUGUACAAUUAUUAAUUAAUCAGAUUUUAUCAUUACCAGUCAAGACCACUACCGACAGUCAAGUAUCAUCUACUGGACAAAAUGCUACUAUGACAUUAAUACAGUUACCUGAACCAAUUACACAAUUACCAAGAGAAAAACCUAUUCCAAAGGCUAAACCUCCUACUAAAUGGGAACAAUUUGCUGCUAGAAAGGGUAUUAAGGCCAAGACUAAAGAUGGUAAGAUGGUAUAUGAUGAAGCUACUGGACAAUGGGUUCCUAAAUGGGGUUAUAAAGGUAAGAAUAAAGAACUCGAUAAUCAAUGGUUAGUUGAAGUUGAAGAUAAAGUAAAGAAUACAGAAGAUGAGUUGAUUGAUCCUAGAUCUUUAUCUCGUGCUGAUAGAAAGAAGUUGAUUAAGAAGAAUGAGUUACAACAUAAGAGAAAUGUAAAGAAUGCCUCCAGUUAG
Messenger RNA from Scheffersomyces amazonensis, 609 nucleotides. It is a transcript of the gene RRS1, whose product is annotated as Rrs1p. Gene Ontology annotation, cellular component: nucleus; nucleolus; preribosome, large subunit precursor. Bases 1 to 609 code for a protein of 202 amino acids. The transcript has a single exon. The record is from RefSeq and is a predicted model, not a curated record. Lineage: Eukaryota; Fungi; Ascomycota; Pichiomycetes; Serinales; Debaryomycetaceae. Gene Ontology annotation, biological process: ribosomal large subunit biogenesis; ribosome biogenesis; endonucleolytic cleavage in ITS1 to separate SSU-rRNA from 5.8S rRNA and LSU-rRNA from tricistronic rRNA transcript (SSU-rRNA, 5.8S rRNA, LSU-rRNA). Gene Ontology annotation, molecular function: protein binding.